Messenger RNA from Vespa crabro (European hornet), 2533 nucleotides. Its product is annotated as S-phase kinase-associated protein 2-like. NCBI's taxonomy places the organism in Eukaryota, Metazoa, Arthropoda, Insecta, Hymenoptera, Vespidae. Gene Ontology annotation, cellular component: SCF ubiquitin ligase complex. Bases 591 to 2183 code for a protein of 530 amino acids. Gene Ontology annotation, biological process: SCF-dependent proteasomal ubiquitin-dependent protein catabolic process. Gene Ontology annotation, molecular function: protein binding. The transcript has 6 exons. The record is from RefSeq and is a predicted model, not a curated record.
AAAAAAAAGAAGAAGAAAAAGGUCGUUGACUCUCAAUUAAAAGUUUUUAUUCCUUUUCGCAUGUAAAUUUGCGCGCGCGAUUUCUAACCUAUACGUUAACGAACGAACGAACGAACGAACGAACGAACGAACGAACGAACGAACGAACGAACGAACGAACAACGAACGAACGAAUUUUUCCCGCGCAAUAAUACUCACGUAUAUAUUCCCGCCAAUUAAUCCUUAUAUAAUCCUUUCAUAUAUGUAUUAGUUAUCACAGAUUACAAAACGAUUAGAAGCGAAAACGUAUUUCCACGUUCGAUAAUUAACACCGAAAGUUUUGCCCACUUGGCGUGUUGUAAUAUAAUGCACCUGUUCUUUCGCCGCCAAAAUUUUACAACGAUAAUAUCGAAGUGCAUCGAUCGAAAUCAGAAGUCAGAGCGAUAUUAUUUCGAUUUGGCCUAUUGGCCAAUCAGCGUCGUGGUUUGGCACAACCAUCGAAAUAUCUCGAAGUGUUUCGAGCAAUCGGCUCUCGCGCUUCUCGUAAUUCUCAAGCAAGCUGUAGUUUGGGUCGAUUGAAAAAAAGAUAGAGCGAGAAUAUUCCGCCAAAAAUGAAUUCCGGCAUGGUGGAGCACACGAGACUCGGUCAGAAGGAUAUCAAGAAUUCCGAGGAAUUUUCGCCGCCAGAGAGUAAACGAGUACGUAUGGAUGAUGGCUGUAAUAACUUAAAUAGUACAUUUAAUAGUACAUCAAAGAAUAAUACAAGAUGGUCUUACAAUGCUGAUAGUAGUCUUGUUGAGCCAGAAAUAUUAGAAGAUAUGGGAGUUAGUAUGCUAGAGGAUGAAGCAAUCAACUGUGAUAACGUUAACAAAGUACAAUCUCCGGAUUGUACUGUUUCUCUAACUAAUGCGGAUAAUAAUAAACGGUUACCAUUAAAUGAUAAUGGGAUUUACGAUUCGGAACAAAAAUCUCUGUACAGAGGUACCAGUUUUGAAACUGUCACUAUCGAAAGGCUAGAACAGGAUCCAUAUGAUACAGACAAUCCAUGCAAUUAUGGACAUACGAAUGAAUCUGGUUAUGGUUCAAGGGUGGAGGUUGAAGUAUUUGGGGAUAUUAAAGAUGAUUAUGGUAAAGAAAAAAAAUUAAAUGCUUCAUCAAAUAAGGAUAGUUUAGAUCAUUUUUACUUGUAUAGAAGGAAAAGAAAAUUGUCACAUGAAGGAGACGACGAAUUCAACAAACUAUCUGAUGAAAUGAUUUUAAUGAUAUUCAGAUGGUUACCUAAGAGAUGCUUAGUACGUUGCAUGUUAGUAUGUAAAAGAUGGUGUCAAAUAGCAAGAGACGAGGCAUUAUGGAGUAGACUGGAUUUAGGUAGUAAAGUAUUAAAUGAAGGGACAUUGGAACAUAUAUUGCCACGUGGUGUUCAAAUCCUAAGGCUUGCCCAGGCUGAAAUUGCAGAUCCAAUAUUUAAAGACAGCACUGAAGUUUUAAAUAGUAAUUAUGUCUGUAAACUACAAUAUUUGGAUCUUUCUAUGGCAGUAAUAUCAGCUGAUGGUUUAGCAAAUUUAUUGUCUAAAUGCAAAUAUUUAAAAAAAUUAUCAUUGGAAAGUUGUAUUUUGAAUAUGGCAUGCUGUAAUGCGAUAAGUUUAAAUAUUGACAUGACCGUGUUGAAUUUAUCUAUGUGCGAAGGACUAGAUCUUGAAUGUGUUACAGAUUUAAUUAAACUUAGGAGCUUAACUGCUCUCAAUGUGGCAUGGUGUUCAUUGGAUGCAGAGUCUGUCUCUCUUUUGUGUAAAUCACUUCCGCCUUCCCUUACACGGUUGAAUAUAUCCGGAUGCCGAAAAACUAUGACAGACGAUAAUAUCAAAGAUUUGGUCAAAUCUUGUCCAGAGAUUGUAGAAUUAGAUUUAAGCGAUUGUACGCUGCUUACCAUGAAUACAGUUCCUAAUCUUCUAAAUUUUUCUAAAUUGGAACACUUGUCAUUAAGUCGUUGUUAUAGCAUACCACCGUCAACUUAUAUCAGAUUAGCUUAUAUGCCAUGCCUAAUGUAUUUGGAUGUGUUUGGCUUGAUGUCAGAACCAAUGUUAAAAUCGGUACAAUCUAAUUGUGGGGAAACUGAAAUUAAUAAGUUCCUAUAUAGUUCUGUCGCAAGACCAACAGUUGGCGUUCGAAGAACAAGUAUUUGGGGUCUUAGAGUUCGAGACUGAAAUUAAUAAAACGGUGAUACAAUUAUAUAAUUCUAGCAAAAAGUCAAUGUUACGAAUAACAUAUGAUGAAGUCAAUAUGAAAUUGUAUAGAAGGUUUUAUUUUUAUAAUAAUACUGGCCUUCAUUGUGAGACUGAUCAUAUUAUUUAAUAAAAAAAAACAAAAAGAAAAAAAAUCAUUAAUAUGAUAACACGCUUAUAGUUCUAUUUGGAUCACUAACUGUGCCUAAUUCAGAUCUCUUUCUCAGAUGUCCCUUUUUUUUUUAAGGUGAACUACAUCUUUGGUAGUAUUACUAAAAUUAGAUGAUAUAUAUUUUGCAUAAUAGGGGAUGCUGUAUAUAACAAUUCAUGAU